AUUACCGGAAGGUUUCCCUUAUACCGUACAGAGAAACGUGACAUCCACGUCUGCGGUCAUGAAAUCCUCGGGUGAUUACGGUGCGCUUUCCGCGCUGGUCUUAAUCCUGGCGCUGUGCACAGCAGUGCGCUGCCAGAAUGUGAAUCGGAAUGCCUGUUCCAUCCCACUAAAUCCUCGUACGCAGCCGGUGGAUCCCUAUCAGAUGUCCGGUGUAUGGUAUGAAUAUCUCGUAUACACACCCGGCACCAUCGGCGACAACGUCUACAACGUCUUGAUCCCGCUGAACACCCAGAACCCCGGUUAUGUAACGUACAACCGAACCAUCUCCUUUCUUUUACGAACCCCAGCACCGGUGUGUGUCGGGAUCUGUCUGGUGUCCAACAUCGGCACGGACGGUCGGGAAGCCACCACGGGAUGGUUCCCCAAUCCGACUCCGGGAGGCGCACCCAUCAAAAGUAAUGUUGUCUACAACACCAUCUUUACCGAUUACCACUCCGUGCAAAUCAAAUAUUUGUGCAACCAACAACCACCCCCGACCAACGGCAUCUGCGAUUCUCCGUACUUCUGGGCGUACACCCGCAUCAAACCGACAUUAUUGGAUGCAGCGACGAAAAAGUACGUUAACGCCACCGUCGACAAUGUCCUCUCGGGUUUGUGUAUGUCCACACGCAACAUGACCCUUACCGGGUUCGAUGAUAAUCUGCCGGGGUGUACACCGGCAUGGCCAACGGACUGCACCGCGUUGAUGCAGUCGGUGCGCCCAGCCAACUCAUCGAAUAACGGCCCGACCAGUCCGUUUAAUAAUGGGAUGCCCGGCGGAAACCAUCCGUCUCCAUUCAAUAACGGCUGGAAUCCACCGGGUCCGUGGAUGUCGCCCAUGGCCGGUAUGAUGCCAUUUGGCCAUGGAUAAGAUUAUGCAUAUAAAACUGAAUACUUCGCCGAGUUAACGUCCAAGUUCUGAAAUGUCUACCCUAGAAAUCACCUGGUCCUGCAUGUUCUCCAUUCAGGCAUUGGGAAUAAUUUAGGCAUCUUUUGUACCUUCAUGCAUGUGUGAUAGUGUGUUGGUGUUACCCAAACAGAAUUUUCUAAGGAAUAAUAAGAAAACUUGUGUUGCAGUUGCUAGAUAAUUGAGUUCGCACAAAAUAAA
Paramacrobiotus metropolitanus is the source of this 1147-nucleotide messenger RNA. RefSeq lists its product as uncharacterized. The transcript has 4 exons. Lineage: Eukaryota; Metazoa; Tardigrada; Eutardigrada; Parachela; Macrobiotidae. The record is from RefSeq and is a predicted model, not a curated record. The coding region runs from base 59 to 910 and encodes 283 amino acids.